AUGAAGACAGAGUCUUACAACUUCCUAUGUAUCAUAGUCUCUGUCCUAACUCUGCAGCUCAUCAAUGGCUCAUCAGCAGCAACACCACCUCCACCUCCUGAUCGAAACUCUUCAACUUCUUGUAACAGAAUCUGUGGAGGAAUCUCGAUCCCGUUCCCGUUCGGAAUCGGCGAGAAGGAAUGUUAUCUCAACAACUGGUACGAGGUUGUCUGCAACAAGAGCACCUCCAGAUCCGAUAAAAACAUUCCGUUCCUCUCACGGAUCAACAUGGAAGUGGUGAACCUCUCUCUCCCAGAGCCAGAUGAUAAUAAACCAUACGGAGUGGUUCACAUCAAAGGUCCUGUGACUUCGUUGGGUUGCUCUAGUCAAGUACCUGAAAAGUCAUCGCCGGAUUUGAACGUCACAGGCAGAGGCAGUCCAUAUUUUCUCACAGACGAGAACCGCCUCGUGGCGGUUGGUUGCGGUGUCAAGGCAUCACUGACAGAUAUCGAGUCAGAAAUCUUAGGUUGUGAAUCUAUCUGCGAAGAUGGGAAACGUAGCCAACAAGUAACCAACUCAAUAUGUGAUGGUUACAAAUGUUGUCAGGCUAGGAUACCAAUGGACCGUCCUCAGGUUAUAGGUAUCAAUAUAGAUGUCACAAGAGGAGAAGGAUGUAGAGUUGCGUUCUUGACUAACAAGAGGUAUUCGCCGAUGAAUGUUACGGAGCCAGAACAGUUUCAUUCAAGGGGAUACGCCGUGGUCGAGCUUGGAUGGUACUUUGAUACUUCGGAUUCUCGGUUUAGGAACCCCUUAGGUUGUAGAAAUAUGACCCGUUACCGUUCCUACAGCAGCUUCGAUAAAUGCGGUUGCGAGUACAAUCACUUUUCUGGGAUGAGAUACAGGAAUUGCUAUUGCAAUCUUGGCUACACUGGGAAUCCAUACAUUGCUCAUGGCUGCACAGACAUAGAUAAUUGCAAAGAACACAACAAUUGUGGAGAAAGGACUUGUGUGAACGGGCCUGGAAUGUAUAGCUGCGAGGCCAAGAUUACCAAGCCGGAAAAAACCUCUGUGCUUCAAGGUGUUCUUAUAGGUCUAGGAGUGCUGUUUUCUGUCCUAGCAAUCUUGGGGAUGUACAAACUCGUUAAGAAGAGAAAGAAGAUCAUCCGAAGCAAGAACUUCUUCAAACGCAAUGGAGGCUUGCUGUUGAAGCAACAACUAACAACAACAAAAGACGGAAACGUGGAGAUGUCUAGGAUAUUUACCUCAAAAGAAUUGAAGAAAGCUACUUACAACUUCAGUGUAGACAGAGUGCUUGGGCAAGGCGGUCAAGGAACUGUGUAUAAAGGAAUGCUUGCGGAUGGAAGAAUCGUCGCGGUCAAAAGAUCAAAACUUGUGGAUGAAGACAAGAUGGAGGAGUUCAUCAAUGAGGUUGCACUUCUCUCACAGAUCAACCAUAGGAACAUUGUGAAACUCUUAGGGUGUUGUCUAGAGACGGAAGUUCCAGUCUUGGUUUAUGAAUACAUUCCCAAUGGAGAUCUGUUCAAGCGUCUGCAUGGUGAUGUUUCUGAUGAUUACAAGAUGACUUGGGAAGUACGCCUUCGUAUAGCCGCAGAGAUCGCGGGAGCUCUUUCAUACAUGCACUCAGCUGCAUCGUUUCCAAUAUUCCACAGAGAUGUCAAGACUGCUAAUAUACUGUUGGACGAGAAAUACAGAGCCAAAGUGUCUGAUUUUGGAACUUCGAGAUCAGUAACCAUUGAUCAGACUCACUUGACAACAUUGGUUGCUGGAACGUUUGGGUACAUGGAUCCAGAGUACUUCCUAUCAAGCCAAUACACUGACAAGAGCGAUGUUUACAGUUUCGGGGUUGUCUUGGUAGAGCUCAUAACCGGUGAAAAACCAUUGUCACGUGUCCGGUCUGAAGAAGGCAGAGGCUUGGCUGCUCAUUUCAUCGAGGCCAUGAAAGAAAACAGAGUGAUUGACGUCAUUGAUGUUAGGAUCAAAGAAAAUGAGGAGAAGCUAGACCAAGUAAUGGGGGUAGCAAAACUCGCUAGAAGGUGUAUUAGCCGGAAAGGGAAGAAGCGGCCAAGCAUGAAGGAGGUUUCAUUUGAGCUGGAGAGGAUCCGCUUAUCACUCGAAAAUUCAGAGGUCCAUGUCGAAAACUACGAAGAUGAGGAUCAAAUUCAAUUAACUCAGGACAUGAACAGAAAACAGAGUUCUUGA
Molecule: messenger RNA, 2199 nt
Organism: Microthlaspi erraticum
Lineage: Eukaryota; Viridiplantae; Streptophyta; Magnoliopsida; Brassicales; Brassicaceae
Source: the annotation of a GenBank genome assembly